Selaginella moellendorffii is the source of this 2350-nucleotide messenger RNA. RefSeq names its product protein TPX2-like. Gene Ontology annotation, molecular function: protein kinase activator activity; microtubule binding. Gene Ontology annotation, biological process: activation of protein kinase activity; regulation of mitotic spindle organization; mitotic spindle assembly. The transcript is spliced from 24 exons. Lineage: Eukaryota; Viridiplantae; Streptophyta; Lycopodiopsida; Selaginellales; Selaginellaceae. Gene Ontology annotation, cellular component: nuclear microtubule; mitotic spindle. The record is from RefSeq and is a predicted model, not a curated record. The coding region runs from base 227 to 2293 and encodes 688 amino acids.
CGCUGGCGCUGCCAGGUGAUGCUGUGAAUAUCGCAGGAGUUUCGGGUGGUGAACCCCUAAUUCUCGGCGUUGUGGGGCGAUGGCGGUGAUCCUGCGGUGAGCAAGAAUCCUCUCGAUCGCCGACAUAUUGUGGAGCAAUUCCAAGAAAUCCAAGAAUGUGACCAAAGAAUGGCGCGAUCGGUGUGACCCUAGGAUUAGAGUGCAUUGGAGCUUUGGAUUCUUUGGCAUGGCGGCAAUGGCGAUGGUGUUACCGAUGCCUCCCUUGAGCUGCCACGACAUUUGCUACGAGUUUUGUGCCCCGCAAUUUUUCGAUUUCUGCGUGGAUGAGACUGAAGAACAGGUCCGAGCCGUGGAGAGGUGGUUUGAAAUCGCUGCUGGUUACGAGCCAUCACCUUGUCCAUUCUCCGACUCCAAACAAGACCAGAUCACACAUCCGGAUAGAGACGAGCAACUGAAGUUGAAGCUUUUGAUCCGAUUAGACAGCCAGACAACGGACACUACAGCCACGACGACUUCUCUGGCUGCUGGUUCAGAUUUGCCAGAGGUGAUAGAUCUCUCAACGCCCGAGAAAAAUGAAGUCAUAGUAAGCGCGGAUACUGGCAGCAAUGAAGUGCCGGAAGAUUCUGCCAGGAUGCAACCAGGUUUGACUGCAGAUUUUCCUGCCAAGAGAUUAUGGGAACCAGCCGUUGUGAAAAAACAAAUGAAAAGGCAUACUCACGAUACUACAAAAAAGAAGAAAGCCAUUGCCAAGCAACAAACAGCCCCAACACCUCAAGGAAAUUCCUGUAAAAGACGAAAACUAGAUGGAGGACAAAAGCAGGCGCAGGCGCAUAAGUAUACGCCUGCUCCAACCGUUCCUCAAACAUUUCAGCUUUCAACGGACAAGAGAGCACAAAUGCAUAGAAAAGGAGGACAUGACAGUGUUUCAAAGAUGGGCGAUUUCGUAUCAGUGGCUGAACAAGUUCAACGGUUUCACCUUAGAACACCUGCACCCUUUCAGAAGCAAAAUAAACCAAAAUUGACAUUGUCAAGGCCAAAGGAUCCAGAACUCGAAACUUCUUCUCGAUCACGACCUCCGAGGGUAAAGAGCGCUACCGAGCUCGAGGAAGAAAUUCUUUCUAAAAUGCCAAAGUUCAAAGCACGCCCCGCAAAUAAGAAAAUCCUUCAAGCCCCGACUUUGCCUGCUUUCCCGAGAAGUACUCCUGAGUUACCACGAUUUCAGGAAUUCAAUCUGAAAACGAACGAGCGUGCUAUGCAGCAUACUUCUCUAAAGUGUGUGGAGCAGCCUUUGAACCUCUCAACAAAGAAGAAGCAAAGACGCAAGUCUGCUCCUGCGGGUCAUAUAUCCAUACCAGAUCGGCCAAGGGCCAAAAGCAGCGACGAACUGGUACAAGAUGAGCGAGCUAAAGUUCCAAAGUUCAAGGCACUGCCACUCAACAAAAAGGUUUUUGAGAGCCGAGGAGAUUUGGGGAUUUAUCGACAUCAGAAACGUCAUGUGACAGUUCCAUUGGAGUUUAAUUUUGCCACAAAGGAAAGAUGUCAUCGAGAAGUUCUUAAAGGUUUCAGGAGGCUUUCUCUUGACUCGCAUCCUCGUCCAAUCCGAGGAAAAACAAUCGCAAAACCUUUCCAUCUUCUGACAGAGGAACGAGGCUCGGCUAAGAUGGGGAAGUUUAUGGAAGAACUUUCGAAAGAGAUGACGUCCGAAACGUUGUCAAGAAUCCCGAAAGCGAAUUUGCUGCCGUUCACAACGGAUUUUCCAAACGUACCUGCAAAACCAGCUCAGAAGCCAUGCACAAGACCAGAACCGUUUCGGCUUGAGAGUUUAACGAGGCAUGAACAGGAAGUGCAACGCUUAGCUGAAGAUCGCGCUAGAGCGGAUAAGCAAAGGGCAGAGUUGUCUAGAUUUCGAGCCCAACCAAGAAGCUGCAGUGGUGCAGUAUUUGUCCCUGGAAGAUCCAGAAAGCCUCUGACUGAAAUAAAGGAGUUCAAUCUCAAAGCUGACAAUCGGGCUAUCCAACGUGCAGCAUUUGAAAAGAAGAUUGUCGAGAAACAAAGCAUGUAUAAACAACUAAAGGAAGAGCUGGAAUUAGCGAGAAAGGAGGAAGAAGAGAGAUUCGUGAGAGCACUGAGGUGUGAAAUGAUUACUCAAGCGCGUCCGGUGCCACUGUUUGACAGGCCGUACGUCACACAAAGAUCUACCAAGUCUUUGGCUCUUCCAAUCUCACCGCAUUUUAAUCUUCCUCGCAAGCAUCGGCAUCACCGUGGCACGUAUCGCAAGUAUCGGAUGCGCUAAGCACGCGCUGAGGAAGUCAUGGAGGGAAGAAUACAAUAAGCUUGUUUGGAUGCGUUC